AUCAACAAAAUGUCAUUAGAAUAUAAACCUGUGACACAUAUUAUAUUUGAUAUGGAUGGAGUGUUGCUAAAUACAGAAGAUUUAUACACGGAAGUCUAUCAAAAACUUUGUGCCAAAUAUGGAAAAGUAUAUGACUGGUCUAUCAAGCUUCCUAUAAUGGGGAAAGAAGCCACAGUGGCUGCAGCAUAUGUCAUUGAAACACUGGGACUUCCUAUAACAGUAGAUGAAUGGCUUGGUUUAUUGAAAGCUGAAAUGCCAAAGGUAUUUCCAAGUGCAAAGCUAUUACCAGGGGUUGAAAAGCUGGUGAAACAUUUUAAACAUCAUAAUAUUCCAAUUGCCAUAUGCACAGGAUCUGGGACUGAUGGUUUCUCACUAAAAUCAACCAAUCAUAAAGAUUUCUUUUCAUUAUUUGAACAUAUAACACUUUGUGGUGAUGACCCGGAUGUUAAGUAUGGAAAACCUCAUCCCGAUGCCUACAUUGUUAGUAACAGCAGAUUUCAACCCACCCCACCAAGUCCAGAUAAGGUCCUGGUAAUUGAAGAUGCUCCCAAUGGUGUAAAAGCAGCAGUAGCCGCAGGUAUGCAAGUUGUUAUGGUUCCUGAUCCCAACAUUCCAGAAGAAUAUCACGAGGGAGCAACAUUGGUGCUAAAGUCUCUUUGUGAUUUAGAUCUGGGCAUUUUUGGGCUUCCUUCCUUACCAGAUUCUAUUUGAAAUUUUGGGAAUGAGAUGCAACUUCGUGCAAUGAAUUAUGCGUUUUAAACUGUACUUUUUUAUGGCUAUUUUUCUCUUUUUUCUAUACUUCCUAGUUUAUUCAUCUCGACUGGGCACAUAAUACAUAUUAUGGAUACGUAAAA
Messenger RNA from Styela clava, 854 nucleotides. RefSeq names its product pseudouridine-5'-phosphatase-like. Gene Ontology annotation, molecular function: phosphatase activity. NCBI's taxonomy places the organism in Eukaryota, Metazoa, Chordata, Ascidiacea, Stolidobranchia, Styelidae. The record is from RefSeq and is a predicted model, not a curated record.